Molecule: messenger RNA, 270 nt
Organism: Encephalitozoon romaleae SJ-2008
Lineage: Eukaryota; Fungi; Microsporidia; Unikaryonidae
Product: Elf1-like putative transcription elongationfactor
Exons: 1
Coding region: 1-270 (89 amino acids)
Biological process (GO): transcription elongation by RNA polymerase II
Cellular component (GO): transcription elongation factor complex
Molecular function (GO): RNA polymerase II complex binding
Source: RefSeq, a predicted model, not a curated record
AUGUUAAUCCCACCUCCAAGUCCCCUUAUGAGUAGAAAGAAAGUAAAAAGAAAAUCCAAUGUUCCAAGAAGACAAACGAAGCUCGAAAAGAGAUUCAAUUGUCCAUUGUGCAACCACGAGAAUGUUGUUCAGUGCAUUGUCAAGAGAACUCUGAUGAAAGGGUUUGCAAACUGCUCUGUGUGUGAUGCAAACUUCUCUUGCGAUGCAAAUAAGCUCACUACUGGUAUCGACGUGUAUUCAGCCUGGGUUGAUGAAUGCUGCAAGAAAUAG